Molecule: messenger RNA, 1437 nt
Organism: Dermacentor andersoni
Lineage: Eukaryota; Metazoa; Arthropoda; Arachnida; Ixodida; Ixodidae
Product: dermonecrotic toxin SPH-like
Biological process (GO): lipid metabolic process
Molecular function (GO): phosphoric diester hydrolase activity
Source: RefSeq, a predicted model, not a curated record
GCGGCGCCCGCUUUGACGAACCCCGCGGAGAGGGCGCUGAAAGUCCAACCUGGUGUCAGGAGGCCGUUCUACAUCAUCGGUCACAUGGUUAACUCCGUGGAAGAGGUGGACAAGUUUCUCAGCAAGGGCUGCAACGCUCUCGAGGUGGACAUCGAGUUCGCCGACAACGGUGCCGUGCUGGGGACGUACCACGGCGUACCAUGCGAUUGUUUCCGCAGCUGCUCCAAUCGGGUACCGAUCGCAGACUACCUGAAGCACGUCCGUAACGUCACCGCUUGGCGCGACUCCCCAUACCGGGGUCAAAUGAGUCUCCUUUUUCUCGACCUGAAGACGGCAAAACUUUCGAAAUACGCUAAACUCACGGCCGGUGAGACGCUGGCCCAGAACAUCAUCACGCAUCUGUGGAAAGGCGUGAACCCAAAGUACAGAAUGAACGUGCUGCUUUCCAUCGGCUACGUCAAAGACAGUGACGUCACCAGGGGUGCCCUCAAAAUUAUGCAGAAGAAGGGACCUGCGGAUUUCUUGAGCAAUAUUGGUUUCGACGUGGGAAUGAACGACCCCCUGAAGAACAUUGCGCAUAUGUACGAGACGCUGCGCAUCAAAGGUCACAGGUGGCAAGGCGAUGGCCUCUCCAACUGCUUGCGGUUCCUCAUGCCUGUGGAGAGGCUUAAAGCGGCGGUCGAGUUACGUGACAGCGAGGAUGGCUACGUCGACAAGGUGUACCACUGGACAAUCGACAUGCCUUUCUACAUAACGGACAGCAUCAGGCUCGGCGUCGACGGUAUCAUCACCAACAAUCCUUCCGAAGUGCUCCGUGUCGUCACAAGCAACCUCUUUCGAGAUAGCCUCAGGGUUGCCGACAUGGGCGACAGCCCGUGGCUGAAAAUUCGCCGGAGUGCUCUCCAGAUAAAACAGGAUGCGGUGCGCUCGGCUACAAGCAUUGUCGCCAGAGGGACGAAGGGAGAAUAGCCGUGCUGGCGGUGAACAAAUGUACAGUCUUUAAUUGUCUAAGCAGUAUUUGUUGUUCGAAGCAUUCAUUUGUCCAGUAACAAACUUAUAGCGAUUACUUUUGGUGCUCGUUUUCGUUUAAUGGACUUGAUUUGAUUGCAUAUUUACUAAAUUUGACCCCUUUUUUUCUGCCCUCUUGAUAACGUUUUACUUCCCACCUGCUAUUCCCUCAAUUUAAAGCAGCAGUACUGCAAAUAAAUAAUUUCAUUGAUUCGUUAUUAAUUUGUUUCUCGCCGCCCGUGGCACUUCAUGAUUACCGUGGCGCUCAAUCUUAAAGCGGAAAUAAUAUGUCUCACUUGACUUGUAGCGCCCUAGUGAUGGAGGGCACAACAAGAAAUACAGAAAAUGUGGCCAACAAAAGCACACAGCCAACGGCACAAUGUAUAUUGUCUGCAACUAAACACGAAACAUUAAACUGCAGCUGUUAAA